AUGAAAGAAACAACAACCCGAUUAAAGACUAAUUCAUCUUCUUCAUCUCCAAAUCCAGCUGCUAAUUCAACAGCAAAUGCAUUCAAGUUUUGGGCAUGCUUCACAUUUGGUAUAUCUCUUUUCACUCUUAUAAUACUUACUCUCUCUGCUUUAACUCCACAAGAUGAUGAAUCCUGGUUUUCAAGCUUACCCACUGAUCUUAAGCAUCAUUAUUCAAAAGGUAGAAUGAUUAAAGUACAAAAAAGCCCAUAUAAUGCAUUUCCAUUUCAAGUGUUUGCAACAGAAAAUGACAGUCCAAGAAAUGAAGGAGAACAAUCUGUAUUGUUAAUUCAUGGGUUCUGCGCUAAUUCUUAUUCGUUUCGUAAUGUCAUUAAAUCACUGGGUUUGAAUGAGAUUCAUGCUGUUGGAAUCGAUUUACCAGGUUCUGGGUUCUCUGAUAAAUCUGAAUUUGUAGUAGAAUAUGAGAGAUUUUGUGGGAUUUCCGGUUGGUUUUAUGAUAUUUAUAGUGAUUUAAGAAAAAGGGGUUGGUUUGAUCAGCUGGUUGGAAUUCCCAGUUAUGAGGAUGAAACAGGAACUCAAACUAGUAGGACUCUGACUAAGAUUCUUAAGCCAAUGGAUUUAGAUUCUGAAGAUGUAGGUACAAUCAUUGGACAAGUUAUUGAUUCAUUAGAUCUUUCUUCUCCUGUUCAUAUAGUCUUACAUGAUUUCGCUCUGGUGAUGUGUGGUAGUUGGAUAUCGUGGAAUUUAGAACUGGUCAGAAGUAUAACAUUGAUUGAUUCUACUCCGGCAUCUACAGCUUUGCCGAUACGGAUGUUAGAAAUGUCGGUUGUCAGAGACGUAGUGUUGGGAUUUUCGUCAGCGUAUCAGGGAUUGCUUAGAAAUUGUUGUUCUAGAUCAGUUAACAAGACGGUUGCGGAGGCUCACAGGGUGCUCUUGACAGGUAGGGAUGAUAGAAGAGGUGCUCUCUUGGAGUUGAGAAAGGUAGAGAAGGUCUGGAUGGCCCAGCAUUGGUGGCUUUGA
Molecule: messenger RNA, 1020 nt
Organism: Papaver somniferum (opium poppy)
Lineage: Eukaryota; Viridiplantae; Streptophyta; Magnoliopsida; Ranunculales; Papaveraceae
Product: protein AUXIN RESPONSE 4-like
Exons: 1
Coding region: 1-1020 (339 amino acids)
Source: RefSeq, a predicted model, not a curated record